AUGCAUUGUAGCAAAUGUAAAUCUACUGAACACAAUGUGAGGUUCCAUAAGACAAAACCACAGGCUUGUCAAGCUUCUCAAGCUAAUGACACUCAAGCCUCUCAAGCCAUUGGUAUGCAAGCUUCUCAAGGCAUUCACAUUGGUGAAUCUUCUCAAGCAAUGGUUUGA
Messenger RNA from Arabis nemorensis, 168 nucleotides. Lineage: Eukaryota; Viridiplantae; Streptophyta; Magnoliopsida; Brassicales; Brassicaceae. The record is from the annotation of a GenBank genome assembly.